Closterium sp. NIES-65 is the source of this 5973-nucleotide messenger RNA. NCBI's taxonomy places the organism in Eukaryota, Viridiplantae, Streptophyta, Zygnematophyceae, Desmidiales, Closteriaceae. The record is from the annotation of a GenBank genome assembly.
AUGAAACCAACCCGCGUGGAUUCGACUUUGCCGCCUUCUACUACGGCUGCUACACAUCCCGCCGCCGAUCCCUCCGCCGGUCCCGCCGCCGAUCCCACCCCUCCUCCCGCUGCGCCUCCUUCCGCGCAGCCGGCCCCUUUCCUGAGCCCGUCGCGCCCACUGAUGGAACGCCUGCAGCGGUGGAAGCGCAUCUUCGGGCCGCGCCUCGUGCUGCUUCUCCUCCCCGACGGCUCUAUGAAGAUGUAUGCGCCGGGCGGAAAGACUCCCGCGCAUUCCGCCUCCAGCGGGGAUCUCUUCGGCGGAAAGACGCCCGCGCAUUCCGCCGCUAACGAGGAUCUCCGCGGCGGAAAAAAUCCCGCCAGCGGCGGAGACGUGCCCGCGCCGGUCAUCGCCGGGCUUCCGCGCGUCCUUGACUCCGCGCACCUCUCCCGUUCCGCGCGCCACCACACGCGAAGUCGGGUUCCGCGCAGGCCCCGCGGAGGCGGCGGAAGGGCUUCGGCGCGGCAGCUGACGGUGGCUGACGUCAUGCGCGAGCAUCCUGGGUAUUCCGUGGGAUCCAUGUCUUCGAAGCGCGCCGUGCUGCCGCGGGAUAAGGUGCUGCACCCGGGAGGGACGUAUUACCUCUCUAAACCGGCCCUCGCGGCGCAGGGCGCGCUGGAAACGCAGAGCGCGGAAGGGAAGGGCGCGGGAGGGGAGAGCGCGGAAACGGAGGGCGCGGAGGGGCAGCGCGGGAAGCAGCAGAGCGCGAAUCAGCGGGGCGCGCAAGCAGCUAACGAACCCGCGGGGCGCGGACUUCAAGUAGGAGGAACAACAGCUUCAUCAAGCGCCGGCCCUGCGCGUGACGGGCUGGUGGAGGGAGGGGGAGACGCACAGGCGGAUGAAGAUCCGGGGGGAGCAGAUCACGGCCUGCUGGUUGAUAUCCUCAGGAAUUCCCAGCCUGAGAAUUUUCCACACCCAAAGGAUGGUGCCAGGCAGAAUCAGCAGCAGCACCCGAACCAGCGGAGAGGGAUGCAUAUGGUGAAGGGGAUUCUCACGCUUGACAUCACCAGCGACGCUUCAGACAACGACGAGAACGGGAACGAGGAUGAUUAUGAUUUUCAUAAUGAUGAUAAUUUCUAUGGCUUCACCAGCAGUGCUUUUGAAGCGGGAUCCGAUGCUGAAUCCGACGCGGAUUCCUUCGCUACAACUGGGUGCACGGGCGGCUCGUGUGUCUCUACUCCCAGGAGGGAAGCUUCCAAGAAGCGGCCACCGCCCUCCGCCGGCCGGCCGCCGCGAUUCGAGCGGCAUGCAUCAGUGGGCUCCACGACCUGCGAGUCAACCCGGUCAACCGAGUCAACCCAGACGAUCCAGUCAACGCAGUCAACUCUGUCAAUCCAAUCGAUGCUCUCCCUACAGUCCUCGCAGUCAAUUCAGUCAACGCAGUCAACGUGGUCAACGCGGUCAACUCGAAUCCGACAGAGUGUGAGCACUCACAACACGCCAAGAGGGCCAACUCUCUCCCACUGGCAGCGGGAGGAGAAGUCUCCAAGAGGCACCUUGCACGAGUGGAAGAGAGGCGGACUGCCCAGAUCAAGGCCUGGGAUCUUCAAAACCCAGCAGUCACCCACUGCAGAGAAUCUGCAAUCCCCUAACCUGCCGUUUCCUGACCUGCACGAAGGCUGCGGCAGGGAAUCAGAAAGGGGGAGAGCCUGCGGGGAGAGGGGAGGAGUGGGUGGAGAGAGGGGACGAGGGGGAGAGAGGGGAGGAGUGGGUGCAGAGAGGGGAGGGGGUGCGGAGAGGGGGCGGUUGAGACGGCAUGAGUCGAGUGAGAGCAGUCGGCUGGCGUCGGCUCUGCAGCAGCUGUGGCGACAGGGGUCGGGCGGGUGGGGCGUGGGCUGGCAUGCUGGCACCUCCCCUGCUGCUGCUAUCUCCCCUGCUGCCUCUACCUUACCUGCUGCUAGCUCACCUUCUGGCAGACAGGACGGAUGGGCUGAACCUGAGCUCGGGGCGGCCACCAUCCAUUCCUGGAAGCUUCCCCGGUCGCACACGGUGGGGUCCCGAUCCGGUGUAUCGAAAUCCGCGGGCUACGGGGCGGAUCUGAGAGCGCAGUAUGGGAUUGUGUCUAAGUCAGGCGAGCAUGGGGAUUUGAGAGGUCAGUAUGCAGUGUCUAAGUCGGUAGGGCAUGGAGCGGAUGUGAGGGCUAGAUACCUGGAGCUGAGGCAGAAGCAUGGGCUGCCUGCUGGUGCAGAAGGGUCACACCCUGCACCCCUCCCGCUGGAGAGAACCCACAGUGUCCCUUCAGAUGCCUUCCUCCAAUCAGCUCUCUUUCCCCCGUCCCUCAGCAGCCAAUCAGAGCAGCCGAGCAUGGUAACCAGCAGCGGCAGCAGCUACAGUGCGGCUGCCAGCCCUGAAUUGACACCAGCUGUAAGGAGCGCAAACAAUGCGGUCUUUGCUUCUAACAAGCUGCUGCCUUUUCGCAGCAACGCUGCAUCCGAAUCGUCGGCAGAAACAUCAGGAUCUUCAGAACCAUCAGCAGCAGCAUCAGAGGGAGAAGAACGGGAAAGGAGCGCUGAGCCGCAGCCUCAAAUGGGAACAGGAGAGGAGGGCGGAGGGGUUCAGAGCGAGGAGGAUGGAGAGAGGAACAAUUUUCUUGCAGCGCAGAACCUGGGGGGAAGCAGCAAAGCCCUGAGCAAGAACAGCACGGAUGUUACUACAGAUGGGGAUUUCAGCAGUAGCAGGAAGGGAGUGGUAAAUGACGCCUCCGCUGCUCUUGCUGCUGCUUCUGACCAUGUGAUUAAAGCUGCUUCGGCACUGGGUUUGAAGGGCUGGAGCACUGAAGAGGCAGGUGAAACUUUCGCUCGGGGAGUUCGGCCAAUCAUACACGAGGGACGGCCGUUGAUUCCGGAGCUGAAGCGACCCAUCUGGGAGAAACCGCCGCCCGGCGGGAAGGUUCCUGGAAAAGAGGAGUUUGCGCUGCGGAGGGAGAUGGUGGAAUUCAGAGCAGAAAAGAACGUGGUGGUAGUGACUUUCGCCAACCACGCUUUUAUGGAUUUCGUGCUCAACUGGGUGAAGCACCUCACAGAUCUGGGGGUUACCAACAUCCUCAUAGGUGCCAUGGACAAUGAAAUUCUCACCGCACUCUACCAGGAGGGCGUGCCUGUGUUCGACCUGGAGAGUGGCAUGAGCCCGGGGGACAGCAGCACUCUACCAGGAGGGCGUGCCUGUGUUCGACCUGGAGAGUGGCAUGAGCCCGGGGGACAGCAGGUGGGGCACGCAUGUUCGCAACAGUCUGUGUAUCCCCUGCUUCCCUUCCUUUGCCUAGGCGCCAUGGACCCCACCAUUCUGAAAGCACUCUACCAGGAGGGCGUGCCUGUGUUCGACCUGGAGAGUGGCAUGAGCCCGGAGGACAGCGGGUGGGGCACGCCAGUGUUCCAUGCCAUGGGGCGGGAGAAAGUGACUCUGGUCAACGUGUUCCUCUCCAUGGGGGUGGAAUUGCUUAUCUGUGACACGGACACUGUGUGGCUCAAGGUGGGAGGGUGGGGAGGGUGGGGCACGCCAGUGUGCCAUGCCAUGGGGCGGGAGAAAGUCACUCUGGUCAACGUGUUCCUCUCCAUGGGGGUGGAGCUUCUUAUCUGUGACACGGAUACUGUUCGGCUGCGGGUAAGAAUAGCUGUAGUAAGAGCAAUCAGUCAGUGGGUAGUGGGUGGUGCGAGUGGGGUGGGUGGCAUGGUGGGAAGGAAGGGGUGGGGCACGCCAGUGUGCCAUGCCAUGGGGCGGGAGAAGGUCACUCUGGUCAACGUGUUCCUAUCCAUGGGCGUGGAGCGUCUUAUAUGCGACACCGACACUGUGUGGCUUAAGAACCCUCUGCCCUUCAUCGCUCGCUACCCAACAGCAGACGUCCUCACAUCCAGUGACCACCUUGUCCGCUCAGUUGAUGAUGAGUCCCUGGAGAAGUGGCAGCAAGCACAGAGCGCGUACAACAUAGGCAUUCUGCACUUCCGCCCCACCGACCUGGCCAAGCACCUUCUCUUCCUUGUCAUCUCACAGAGCGCGUACAACAUAGGCAUUCUGCACUUCCGCCCCACCGACCCGGCCAAGCGACUAGCUCGAGCAUGGGCAGAACUCCUCGCUUCUGACGCUAAGAUAUGGGACCAGAACGGGUUCAACGAGCUCAUGAGGAAACACAUGGGGCCCGACGUGGAUCCUGCUGCUGCCGACCAUGUGUUCUGGGCGUUUGAUGGCAGUCUGAAGCUGGGGAUUCUGCCAGUCUCCGUCUUCUGUUCAGGCCACACUUACUUCGUCCAGCAUCUGCACAAGGUGGUGGGUCUCGAACCGUAUGCUCUGCACGCCACUUUCCAGUUUGCUGGCACUCCAGGCAAGCGCCAUCGCUUCCGAGAGGCCAUGGCUUUUUACGACCCUCCAGAGUACUACGACCCGCCAGGUGGCAUCGUCUCAUUCGUCAACGACAUUCCCGAGGAGCUGCUGACGGGCGGCGAGCACACUCUCUCAACGCACUUCCACCUGGUCAACCACCAGCUGAAGAGCAUUCGUUCUGCUCUAGCUAUCGCCCUCAUUUUAAACCGGACCCUCGUCAUGCCAAGCACGUGGGCUCGAUUCGACCGCAUCUGGUACCCUCAUAAAGGCAUCCUCGAUAACACUGCAACGCCACAGCCGUUUCUCUGCCCACUCGACCAUAUCCUCAAUGUAGACAGGAUGCUUCCAGGGAAGCUUCCAGAAGAGGAGUUCGGGCCAGCAAUACCCUUUCGGGAAUAUUCUUUUCUUGACAACCCUCGUGUCCCAAAGGAGCUCCGAGCCUCCAAGCUCUCUGUGCGUAUCUGCAACGACACUGCUCCCGAUUGCCCCGUAGAAACGGACGCUCAGGAUCUUCCCAGAGCUCACACACUCGAUCUGGUGCUCAGGAAAGGCGUACGAGAGAAGCAGUUGCGGGAAGCAUUAUCUCGGUUUUCUGAUGUGAAGUGGAUCGAGUUCAGUUUUCUGCACGAUGUGUUUGGCGGGUGGGAUGACAAGGUGAGUGCUGGUGGAAGGACGUGGGGCAGAGAUCGGCACCCCCUCAGCAUGAAGGUCAACGUCUUUUCGCGAUCUGGAAAAGAGAUCGUCAAAGGCGGCCUCCAACUUCCCGAUGAGGCCUCCGUAGCAGAUCUCCAAAAAGCCCUUCACAAAACGAAUAAAAAAUGGUACCCUGCAAGGCAGAGAUUCACUCUCCCAGCGCCAGCGUCAGGAGCCAAACCCGUCGUUCUGGACGCCAAAAAGCGACUCGCGGAGUACUCUACAGGAACCACAUUGGACGUCGUCUUUAAGGAUCUCGGCCCUCAGAUCGGCUUUAAGACGGUCUUCUUCUGGGAGUACUUCGGUCCUCUGGUCCUCUACUCGCUCUUCUACUUCUUCCCGCAAGUGUUCUAUGUGGACGGUGCCAAGAGGAAGCUUAAAGAUGUCCAGACCUACGCACUCAUCUACUGGUCAUUCCACUACACGAAGCGCAUCUUCGAGACGUUCUUCGUCCACCGUUUCAGCCACGGCACGAUGCCGCUUCAGAACCUGUUCCGUAACUGCGGUUACUACUGGACCUUCGCAGCUUUCGUAUCGUUCUUCGUGAACCACCCGCUGUACACCCCAGUCAGCGAGACCCAGAUGAUGAUCGGAUUCGGCAUUGCUAUAGUCAACCAGCUCUCCAACCUCUACUGUCACAUCAUUUUGAGGAACCUAAGGUCCGGCUCGAGCUCGGGGUACCAGAUUCCGUCGGGCUUCCUGUUCAACUUCAUCACGUGCGCCAACUACACGACGGAGAUCACGGCGUGGCUGGGAUUCAACAUCGCCACGCAGUCCGUCGCCGGCUACCUCUUCAUGCUCGCCGGCGCCAUGCAGAUGGCCGAGUGGGCGCUCGCCAAGCAUAAGCGCCUCGUCAAGCUCUUUGAUGGCAAGGAGGGUCGCCCCAAGUACCCUCGGCGGUGGAUCAUGCUCCCUCCUUUCUUCUGA